Molecule: messenger RNA, 498 nt
Organism: Brassica oleracea var. oleracea
Lineage: Eukaryota; Viridiplantae; Streptophyta; Magnoliopsida; Brassicales; Brassicaceae
Exons: 1
Coding region: 1-498 (165 amino acids)
Source: RefSeq, a predicted model, not a curated record
AUGGAUCACGUCCACCAGGUCUUCACGAUCCUGCAGCAGCAACAGCUAUUUGUGAAACACAAGAAGUGCCAGUUCGGCAAAAUGGAGCUUGAGUACCUCGGUCACAUUAUCUCUGGUGCUGGUGUCAAGGUGGAUCAAUCAAAAAUUCAAGCAAUGAUCGACUGGCCAUCGCCUACGACCAUCACCGCAUUACGAGGUUUUCUUGGCCUUACUGGAUAUUAUCGUAAGUUUGUGCAGAACUACGGUAUCAUCGCCCGGCCACUGACUAACUUGUUGAAGAAAGGCAAAUUCGAAUGGACUGAGGCAGCAGAGGAGGCGUUCAGUAAGCUCAAAACGGCCAUGACAACGACACCAACAUUAGCGCUACCAAACUUCUCUGCUCCAUUCGUCAUACAGACUGACGCUUCAGGCGACGGUAUUGGAGCUAUUCUGGCUCAAAAUGGGAAACCAAUUGCCUUCAUGAGUAGGUCGUUGGGAGUUCAAAAGCAGGCUUGGUAG